Molecule: messenger RNA, 2159 nt
Organism: Theobroma cacao (cacao)
Lineage: Eukaryota; Viridiplantae; Streptophyta; Magnoliopsida; Malvales; Malvaceae
Product: Ras-induced vulval development antagonist protein
Biological process (GO): regulation of gene expression
Cellular component (GO): nucleus
Molecular function (GO): chromatin binding
Source: RefSeq, a predicted model, not a curated record
GGUUUGUAGUGUUUCAUCGUUCUUUCUUUUCGCUUUUGACGUUAAACAUUUUCCGAAGAGGAUGAUCUUUUUCGCGAUCUUUUGAGCAAGACGCAAAACGACCGCUUCGAAUAGCUUACGCCCUUUGAUUAGAUUCUGAUGGGCCGCCUGACAUCCACCGUCGAAAUUCCGGAUCGAAGACACCAAUCCGGCCGCGAAAACGGCCGACACACAUCAGAAUCCGAUGAUUCCCCCAACUAUUGUCGCCGCCGCCGUAGCCCUAGCUACGAAGCCUAUGAACGUGACCAUCAGAGCCGCAACGUUAACCAGCAGCGCAACCGUUUUGGUUCACCUGAAUUCCGGAACCCUAGAAGACGAAGCCCUGUCGAAAUACCUGAAAGAAGACACCGUUUUGACCGCGAAAACGGUCGCUACGCAUCCGAAUCAGAUGAUUCUACCGAUUAUCGCCGCCGCCGUCACAGUCCCAGUUACGACAUCUAUAACCGCGGCCAACCUCGAAAACGCCAUCCUUCCGAGUCACCUGACGGCCGAAACCCUAGAAGACGAAGCCCUGUACAUGACCGACCCCUAAACUCUCUGCCAAAAGAAUUCGGCAAGAAUCGUAACUACCUGGACCGAGAUUAUCGGAAUGGAAAGCAUUCGGAGUCCGAAUCUGAUGAGGAGUUGAAGGGAUUGAACGUUGAAGAGUAUAGGAGGCUGAAGAGGCAGAAGAUGAGGAAGACAAUGAAAUUCUGUGUUUGGGAGAAUACGCCGAGUCCGCCAAGGAAUGAAGACGAUGAUUUGGAGGAUAAAGCUGAUGAAAUUUCGGAGAAUCAUGCUGAGGAGAAUGACAAUGAGAAGAGCAAUUCGGAUAAAGAAAAAGAGAAGAAGAGCACUAAGAGAGUGAAAGUCAAGACUGAGUCUGAAAAAUCUGCAAGUAGUGAGUCAGAGAGCCAGUUGGAAAGUGAUUCAGAAUCUGAAUCCGAUGGAUCGAGGUCUAGGAAGAGGAAGAAGGGGUCGAGUUCUAAGCGUAGAAGUAGGAAUAGCAAACGUGGAAGUAGGAAAUCAUCGUCUUAUAGUGAUAGCGAAUCUGAUGAGAGCGGGAGCGAAUCUGAUGAUGAGGAAGAUAGGAGGCGGAGAAGGAAGUCCAGGAGAAAGCAGAGUAGGCAAAAUAAGAGUAGCAAGAAAAGCAGUAGAGGAAAAAGAAGCAGGAAGAACAGUAGGUAUAGUUAUUCCGAUGAGAGUGGGAGUGGUGAAAGUGAAACUGAUGUGUCUGAGAUGAGUCGGUCUUCUGAUGAUCGUGUCAAGUCAAAGAAGCGGAAAAGCUCUUCAAAUUCAAGGACUAGGAGGAGUAAGAAGAGGAUACAAUCAGAAAGUGAUAGUCAAGGUUCAUAUUCGGAUAAGAGCUCAGAUUCUGGAGUUGAUGCCAAGAGUAAAGUAAAGGCAGAUGAGGCUAAGGUGGCUGAAAUUAGUGCUGAGGCUCUUAUGUUUAAAGAAAUGAUAGAGGCUCAGAAGAAACCUGCAUUGGAUAAUGAACCAAUGGUUGGCCCAGCGCCAUUGCCAAGAGCCGAGGGACAUAUAAGUUACGGUGGUGCUUUGAGACCUGGUGAAGGUGAUGCUAUUGCGCAGUAUGUGCAGCAAGGGAAGCGAAUCCCACGAAGAGGUGAAGUGGGUCUUUCUGCUGAGGAGAUUCAAAAGUUUGAGAGCCUUGGGUUUGUGAUGAGUGGUAGUAGACAUCAGAGAAUGAAUGCCAUUCGUAUUAGGAAAGAAAAUCAGGUUUACAGUGCAGAGGACAAGAGGGCAUUGGCAAUGUUUAACUAUGAAGAGAAAGCAAAACGUGAGCACAAGGUUAUGGCUGAUUUACAACGGCUGGUGCAGCGCCAUAUUGGGCAGGACGUUGGUCCUACUCACAAUCCUUUUGCUGGAAAAGAUGGGGCUGAUGCUUGAAUCUCAUGUAUGUUCAAUGAUGUGUAUUCUGUUGGCAUUAUUAGUUUAUUGCUAAUUUGUUAGCGCGUUUGUGUUGCAACAGCAGCAUGAUUGCUAAUGCUAACUGCUGAGAGUUGCCGAUCAAAGUGUUUUUUUUUUUUGUGUGUAAACAGCAGCAUUUUUGCUAUAGUAUAUGGAUUUGAGAAAUAAGAAAAUUGUGCUCUGUUUGCAUUUUGUGCACAUUUAUAAUUUGG